AUGACUAUGGCUGGGGGCAGGAGGGGGCUUGUUGCCCCCCAGAACACGUUUCUGGAGAAUAUUGUCCGGAGGUCCAAUGAUACCAACUUUGUACUGGGCAACGCUCAGAUAGUGGACUGGCCCAUCGUCUACAGCAAUGAUGGAUUUUGCAAGUUAUCAGGAUACCACAGGGCGGAAGUCAUGCAAAAAAGCAGUACCUGCAGUUUUAUGUAUGGAGAACUGACAGACAAAGAUACAAUUGAGAAGGUGCGGCAGACUUUUGAGAACUAUGAAAUGAACUCUUUCGAAAUCCUGAUGUACAAAAAGAACAGGACACCUGUGUGGUUCUUUGUGAAAAUCGCUCCGAUUCGAAAUGAACAGGAUAAAGUGGUUUUAUUUCUUUGCACCUUCUCUGACAUAACAGCUUUCAAACAGCCAAUUGAGGAUGAUUCAUGUAAAGGUUGGGGGAAAUUUGCCCGGCUGACAAGAGCACUGACAAGCAGCAGGGGGGUCCUACAGCAGCUGGCUCCCAGUGUGCAGAAGGGUGAAAAUGUCCACAAGCAUUCUCGCCUGGCUGAGGUCUUGCAGCUGGGUUCAGACAUUCUUCCCCAGUACAAGCAAGAAGCACCAAAGACUCCUCCUCACAUCAUCUUACAUUAUUGUGUUUUCAAGACCACCUGGGAUUGGAUCAUCUUAAUCUUAACUUUCUACACUGCCAUUUUGGUCCCUUACAAUGUCUCCUUUAAAACAAGACAGAACAAUGUGGCCUGGCUGGUUGUGGACAGUAUUGUGGAUGUCAUCUUCCUGGUGGAUAUUGUGCUUAAUUUUCAUACUACCUUCGUUGGACCAGCUGGGGAGGUGAUCUCUGACCCCAAACUCAUCCGCAUGAAUUAUCUGAAGACCUGGUUUGUGAUUGACCUGCUGUCCUGUUUGCCCUAUGAUGUCAUCAAUGCAUUCGAGAAUGUGGAUGAGGGAAUCAGCAGCCUGUUCAGCUCACUGAAAGUGGUUCGACUCCUACGCUUGGGACGAGUGGCCCGCAAGUUAGACCACUAUAUUGAGUAUGGAGCUGCUGUCCUCGUCCUGCUGGUGUGUGUUUUUGGAUUGGCAGCCCACUGGAUGGCCUGCAUCUGGUACAGCAUUGGGGACUAUGAGAUCUUCGAUGAGGACACAAAAAUGAUCCGUAAUAAUAGCUGGCUCUACCAGCUGGCUAUGGAUGCUGGGACGCCGUACCAAUUCAACGUUUCCGGCCUGGGAAAGUGGGAAGGUGGUCCAAGCAAGAAUUCCGUCUACAUCUCCUCCUUGUAUUUCACCAUGACCAGCCUCACCAGCGUGGGCUUCGGGAACAUCGCCCCCUCCACUGACAUAGAGAAGAUCUUUGCAGUCGCUAUAAUGAUGAUUGGCUCCCUCCUGUAUGCCACCAUUUUUGGGAAUGUGACGACCAUUUUCCAGCAGAUGUAUGCUAAUACCAACAGGUACCAUGAGAUGCUCAAUAGUGUUCGCGACUUCCUGAAGCUCUACCAGGUGCCAAAGGGACUCAGUGAAAGAGUCAUGGACUAUAUUGUAUCCACUUGGUCUAUGUCCAGAGGAAUUGAUACCGAGAAGGUUCUCCAGAUAUGCCCCAAGGAUAUGCGGGCUGAUAUCUGUGUGCAUCUAAAUCGCAAAGUGUUCAAGGAGCAUCCAGCCUUCAGACUUGCCAGCGAUGGGUGCCUACGGGCACUGGCCAUGGAAUUCCAGACUGUUCAUUGUGCCCCUGGUGACCUCAUCUACCACGCUGGCGAGAGUGUCGACAGCCUGUGCUUUGUGGUUUCAGGUUCUUUGGAAGUGAUUCAGGAUGAUGAAGUAGUAGCCAUAUUGGGAAAAGGGGAUGUAUUUGGAGAUGUAUUCUGGAAGGAAGCCACGCUUGCCCAGUCCUGUGCCAAUGUCAGGGCUUUGACCUACUGUGACCUGCAUGUGAUUAAGCGAGAUGCCCUGCAGAAAGUGCUAGAAUUCUACACAGCCUUCUCUCACUCCUUCUCAAGAAACCUCAUCCUUACAUACAAUCUGAGGAAAAGGAUUGUGUUUCGGAAGAUCAGUGAUGUGAAGAGGGAAGAAGAAGAGAGAAUGAAACGGAAGAAUGAGGCCCCCCUGAUCCUGCCCCCAGACCAUCCUGUCCGGAGGCUUUUCCAAAGAUUCCGGCAGCAGAAGGAGGCCAGGCUGGCAGCAGAGAGGGGAGGCCGGGAUCUCGACGACCUGGACGUGGAGAAGGGCAACGUUCUGUCAGAGCACUCCUCUGCCAACCACACAGUGGUUAAGGCCAGUAUCGUCACCGUCCGGGAGAGCCCAGCCACCCCUGUCUCUUUCCAGUCAGCAUCUACCUCAGGGGUGUCAGACCAUGCCAAACUACAAGCUCCUGUGUCCGAGGGCCUGGGUCCUAAGGGGGGUGGGGGGGAUUGCCCCCGACGCAAAGGCUGGGCUCGUUUCAAAGAUGCUUGCGGGAAAGGGGAGGACUGGAACAAAGUCUCCAAGGCUGAGUCGAUGGAGACACUCCCUGAGAGGACAAAGACACCUGGGGAGGCUACCCUGAAGAAGACAGACUCUUGCGACAGUGGCAUCACCAAAAGUGACUUGCGCUUGGACAAUGUCGGUGAGACCAGGAGUCCUCAGGACCGCAGUCCUAUCCUUGCAGAGGUCAAGCAUUCCUUCUACCCUAUCCCCGAGCAGACUCUUCAGGCCACCAUGCUGGAGGUGAAGCAUGAGCUGAAAGAGGACAUCAAAGCCUUGAACAACAAAAUGGCGAACAUUGAAAAACAGCUCUCUGAGAUACUAAGGAUAUUAACUUCCAGAAGAUCUUCUCAGUCCCCCCAGGAGCUGUUUGAAAUAUCAAGGCCCCAAACCCCAGAAUCAGAGAGAGACAUUUUUGGAGCCAGCUGA
Molecule: messenger RNA, 2889 nt
Organism: Gracilinanus agilis (Agile Gracile Mouse Opossum)
Lineage: Eukaryota; Metazoa; Chordata; Mammalia; Didelphimorphia; Didelphidae
Gene: KCNH1
Product: potassium voltage-gated channel subfamily H member 1
Exons: 11
Coding region: 1-2889 (962 amino acids)
Biological process (GO): regulation of membrane potential; potassium ion transmembrane transport
Cellular component (GO): membrane
Molecular function (GO): delayed rectifier potassium channel activity
Source: RefSeq, a predicted model, not a curated record